This is a messenger RNA of Didymella exigua CBS 183.55, 1245 nucleotides long. Its product is annotated as palmitoyl-protein thioesterase 1 precursor. Gene Ontology annotation, molecular function: palmitoyl hydrolase activity; thiolester hydrolase activity. The transcript has a single exon. Bases 43 to 1035 code for a protein of 330 amino acids. NCBI's taxonomy places the organism in Eukaryota, Fungi, Ascomycota, Dothideomycetes, Pleosporales, Didymellaceae. Gene Ontology annotation, cellular component: lysosome. The record is from RefSeq and is a predicted model, not a curated record.
UUGCGCUUCCAGGCAACACAACUCACAUCAUAAUCUACCACAAUGUUGCACUCACUAUCGCUCUCAGCGCUCUUGAUCAGCACUCAAGUGCUCGCCUCUCCAUACUCAAGGCCCAACUCUGAUCCCCUCCCCCUUCUCAUCUGGCAUGGCUUGGGCGACAACUACGCCGCCGACGGCCUCGCAGAAGUCGCCUCGCUCGCCGAGGAAGUCAAUCCAGGGACAUACACAUACAUCAUCCGGCUCGACGAAGACGUCUCCUCCGACCGUACAGCAACUUUCCUCGGCAACGUCACCGAGCAGAUCGCCAGCGUCUGCGCCGCGAUCCACGCCGACCCCAUCCUGUCCAGCGCGCCGGGCGUCAACGCGCUCGGAUUUUCGCAGGGUGGACAGUUUCUUCGAGGACUGGUAGAGCGCUGCGGCGGCGAGAAUGGGAUCAAGGUCCGCAACCUAGUCACCUUCGGUAGCCAACACAACGGCAUCGCGAAGUACCAGCUCUGCAAGCCGACAGACUGGCUGUGCAAGGGGUACAUCGGGCUGCUCAAAGCGAAUACAUGGGGUGCAUGGGUGCAGGGCCAUCUCGUGCCUGCGCAGUACUUCAAGGCGACGGAUGAGGAGACGGGCGAGCCGACGGAGGAGUACCUGCUCAAUAGCAAUUUCAUGGCGGACAUCAACAACGAGCGCGCGCUGAAGAACGUUACCUACGCCCAAAAUCUGGCGCAGCUGGACAAUUUCGUUAUGUACGUCUUUGAGAACGAUACGACGGUUGUACCCAAGGAGACAGGCUGGUUUGCGUACACCAACCUGACGAGCGGCGAUGUUGUGGAGUUGAGGGACCGGGAGAUUUACAAGGAAGAUUGGAUUGGGCUGAAGAAGCUGGACAAGAAGGGUGGGUUGCACUUCAAGACGACCAAGGGCGAGCAUAUGACGCUGGGCGAAAAGGUACUGAAGGAUGUGUUCAGCGAGUGGUUUGUGCCGCCGACGGAGAGCUGGAAGAAGGUCGUGGAGGACGUAGUGCAGGAGAUUAUCGAGUUGUAAUUUUCUAUUGUAGGGGAAUCUAGGUUGGUACGUGUUGUAUACAGGUGUGUGUUGACUCACGUCGCAAGACAGCAGCAACUGUAAGAGGACCUCAUCACAAGGAGCGAAACCUCGGAUACCCUUCAUAGUCAGCGAACGAAACUCCCACCGAGUCUAGCUUCACAUCUUUCGAACUUCGCGAUGCAGUUCGACUUAUGGUGCCGGAAUCCU